Messenger RNA from Ruditapes philippinarum (Manila clam), 1989 nucleotides. Its product is annotated as G-protein coupled receptor GRL101-like. Lineage: Eukaryota; Metazoa; Mollusca; Bivalvia; Venerida; Veneridae. The transcript has 5 exons. The record is from RefSeq and is a predicted model, not a curated record. The coding region runs from base 1 to 1989 and encodes 662 amino acids. Gene Ontology annotation, molecular function: protein binding.
AUGGUCUCGAUAACCAGAUGCGAUGACAGUGAAAUCACAGAAAUGAAUGAUACUGUAAGAAGAAUUGUCCAUGAAGUGAAUAUCAUUGAUAUUUUUUCUAAAGGACGGUCAGAUUGGCCAGAUUUCAUAGACAUAAAAUUUGGACUUCCUUAUUGCACCUACGAUUACAAUGCAAGAGUAUUUGGUGAGCUUUUUCAUUGUGAAAGAGACGACAAAAUCAUACCAGAUUCGAUGAUUUGUAUUUAUGCCCUAGAUGCCAGCGGUUACCUGACUGGAUGUAGGUCUGGAGACCAUUUACAAAAUUGUGAAAAUUUCAUUUGUCCUGAAAAUACAGUGAAAUGUCCUGGAAGUUACUGUAUUGAGCAGAGAUUUCUAUGUGAUGGGCAUAUCGAAUGUCCUGGAGGAGAAGACGAACACGAUUGUACGUGUACAAACUCGGAUAAAGAAGUUAUCUUAUUUGUGGAAGAUUCGGACUCUGAGAGUGAAGAAACAGCAAUGCAUUUAGCUAAACAAUUUUUUACAAGCACUGAAAAAAGUAUCGUAAGAUUGUUUUACUUUAAGAGACUGCAUAGUUCAAUUGAGACUGACAUUACAGAUAGUAUGUUGGAAAUCAGAAAAGAGCGUGUGAAUUCAGAAUGUGAAACUGAGUGCAAGUAUGAAACAUUGCCAGCAGAUUUGUUAAAAAAUCUACAAUUUUCCAAAUCAGAAAAAAGAGCUAUUAUCAUGCUUGAAAAUAGCGAUGAAUCGUCAAUUGUUACUGAGUUAGCAUUGUCCAAUCUCUCUGAACCAGUUUUUUCAAUAUAUAGAGUGAUAAAAGAUUUCAGUUUGUCACUUUAUAAGACUGAAAGAUACAAAUUUGUGAAAGAUAUACACAUCAGAACAUGGAGUUCGCUAUUUUCGACAGGAUUUAGGCGUUUUCCAGAAAUAUGUACAGAGGCUUCAUAUGUUCCAUGUGCUGGAAUGUACAGAUGUUCUUCAAGUAAGCAAUGUAUACCACUUAAACAACUGUGUGAUAAAGUCAUUCAUUGCAAUAAUGGUGAUGAUGAGCUCCUGUGUGAUUCUGUGUGUCCUCCGAAAUGUAAUUGUACUGGUGAUUUUAUUAACUGUAGAGCUGCCGACAUAUCUAUAUCUGAUAUCUCAUCACUGACAAUAAAGGCAAGGAGUGCUGAUCUAAGUAAAAAUAAAAAAAUAAAAGAAAUAUACAAAGACAAUUUACGUUUUCCUUUCAUGUUACGACUUAAUAUUUCGUCGUGUGACAUUCACCAUAUUGAUAAACAAGCUUUCUAUGAAAUACAAAAUCUGUUAUCACUGGAUCUAAGUAGUAACAGAAUACGAGAGUUAUCGGACAGGGUAUUUAGCAGGCUUGGUCAUUUAACCUACUUGAAUCUAGAAAGCAACUUUGAAUUAGAAAAGAUUUCAUCUACAGCUUUUAAAGAUUUAAAAGCAUUAAGAAACAUAAGAAUUUCAGGCACAAACCUGAAAAAAAUAAGCUCAUUUACAUUCUCUGGCUUACAGUUAGAAAGUUUAGAUAUUUCUAACAACAAAAUUGAAGAAAUUGAAGACAAUGCAUUCAGCAAUUCCCUUGUUCGUAAAAUCAAUUUUGAAGGAAAUAAUGUGAUAAGUUUUGGAAAAUUUAUGUUAAAUGGCGUAACAUCACUUCAAGAACUUCAUACACCUGCAUUUAAAUUCUGUUGUAUUGUUCGUCCAUCUUACGUUCCUGAAGAAAAUUGCAAACCAUUAAGAAAUGAAUUUUCUUCAUGCGAUGAUCUGAUGAGAAACUCUGUACUUCAAGCAGUUCUGUGGAUAGUUGGGGUAGCUUCAUUGUGUGGAAACCUCUCGUCAAUCAUUUACCGUCUUGUCUACGAUCGAGAAAGGCUUAAAAUAGGUUAUGGCAUAUUUGUAACUAACCUUGCAGCAGCCGAUUUCCUGAUGGGAGUGUACCUUAUCAUAAUAGCAAUUGCUGAUUCACUCUACAGAAACAGGUACUGA